AGUUUUUGAUGAAGCAAACAGCAGACUCCGGAAGGUUCUUUGUGCCAGUUCAAUUUGAAUUUUCGGUAGCUGACACGACGACGUUGGAGCGGUGAAAAAAUAAAUAAAUUUAUAGAAAAUAUAUCCAUAGAAGGCUGCUCAAUCUGGGCAAGUUGCAUGCUCUGACACUUUGACGUUUGGCAAAUUGAAAGUUUUAAACUCCCCAUUCACCACCCCAUCAUAAACCUGCCCGGAAUGCGCUCCUUGUGGCUUCUACUUCUAGUGGCUUUCGUUGGCUGCGGCCCAUGUGUUUCAGCUUUGCGUUGCUACAAAUGUGAAGACUGCGAUGAAAAUACGCAGCUAAGUGAAAUGGAAGUGUGUGAGAGUCCACUGAUGGGCGGCAACUCCAGCACGAAACCAAAUCCUGCUCCUUCUCCAUCACCAGCUGAAACGAAUAAUACAAAUAGUGCUCCUGGCUCCUUCUCCUCCUCCGAUGCCAGCGAAGAGGAAGAGGACUCUGAAAGCGAAGAAUCGGCGACCAUAGGCAUCAUGCCAGCAGGAUCCGGAACAGCUGCUGUAGGCGGAGGAGCAGCUGGAGGAGCAACCGGAGGAGCAGCUGGAGGAGCAGAUGGAUCAGCAGCGGAAGAAGUUGUAAGCGAAGAGGAGGAAGAGGACGAAGAUGAGGAGGAUGAGGAGCGACGCAGGCGGAGAUCGAAUGCACGACAGGUCGAUCUCGAUGUGCCAAUUGCCUUCUGUUACACAGUGAGGCUCCAACUUAACGAAUCGACGAUCACCAAGAGGGGCUGCACCACCGCCAGGAGGAGCAAUCAGACGGGUGGAUGCGAUGGUCUCUUCGAGAACUGGACGGUGGCCGGAUGCCAGCUGUGCCAGGACGAUGGAUGCAACCAGCCCAUGGCCAUCGGAUCAUCCAGUAGAAACAAUGUCCAAUUCUGGACACUGCUGGCUGGACUCAUGCUAAUGGCAUUUAUGACCCGCCGCCAUCCGAUAUGGUAGAAAAUCAGCAGACACGGCGUGGGGGCUCGAUCGAUAUGAAAUAUAGAAAUACAAGAUAUAUGGCCGCC
This is a messenger RNA of Drosophila melanogaster (fruit fly), 1061 nucleotides long. RefSeq lists its product as uncharacterized. NCBI's taxonomy places the organism in Eukaryota, Metazoa, Arthropoda, Insecta, Diptera, Drosophilidae. The coding region runs from base 235 to 993 and encodes 252 amino acids. The record is from RefSeq and is marked reviewed. The transcript has 3 exons.